Messenger RNA from Xiphias gladius (swordfish), 1993 nucleotides. It is a transcript of the gene necap2, whose product is annotated as NECAP endocytosis associated 2. Bases 110 to 877 code for a protein of 255 amino acids. NCBI's taxonomy places the organism in Eukaryota, Metazoa, Chordata, Actinopteri, Istiophoriformes, Xiphiidae. The record is from RefSeq and is a predicted model, not a curated record. Gene Ontology annotation, cellular component: membrane; clathrin vesicle coat. The transcript is spliced from 8 exons. Gene Ontology annotation, biological process: endocytosis.
UUUGAAUCAGCACCCUGGCUCCUGUGGGAUCCCGUCGUCUGGUUCAGUCCCAGCCGUGGUGUCCAUUGAAAGUAGGAAGUUGUUUUUUUAGUUAGUGAAACUUGACAAAAUGGCAGAAGACAACGCUUAUGAGUCAAUGCUCUGCGUCAAGCCCGAGGUUCACGUUUACCGGAUCCCGCCGCGGGCCUCUAACCGUGGAUAUCGUGCUGCUGACUGGAAGCUGGAUGAACCUUCAUGGAGCGGUAGGAUGAAAAUCACAGCUAAAGGCAAGAUGGCCUUCAUCAAGCUAGAGGACAAAAACACAGGUGAGCUGUUUGCUCAAGCUCCGGUCGAACAGUAUCCAGGUUGUGUAGUUGAAGCAGUCACAGACUCCAGCAGGUACUUCGUGAUCCGGAUAGAGGAUGGCAAUGGACGUCAUGCUUUUAUUGGUCUGGGUUUUGCUGAUCGUGGAGACUCAUUUGACUUCAACGUUGCUUUACAAGACCAUUUUAAGUGGGUAAAGCAAGAAGGUGAGUUCGCAAAACUGGAAGCUUCUCAGAGCGCAGCACCUAAACUGGACCUGAGCUUCAAAGAGGGAGAGACGAUCAAGAUCAGCAUUGGGAACAUCAAGAAGAAGGAUGCAGGUGGUUCCAAACCGCGGCAGAUGGGUGGGGGUCUGCUCCCACCUCCACCAGGAGCAAAGGCUGGAGGCGUCAUGCUGCCUCCUGGAGGACAGCAGACAGUCCCAGCUGUUCAGACUGACACUGCCCCCAUUUUGGACUUUGGUUCCUCCGUCCCAGCAGCCCAGCCCAGCUCUGAUGUGUGGGGGGAUUUCACAUCUGCAGGUUCCAACUCCAGUAAUGAUGCUGUCAAAUCAGGAUGGGUGCAGUUUAGUUGAGUCGUGAGAGAACGUGCACACACUCAGGUUCCAUACAUUCCAUGGACAGGACCAUUGUGGCAAAAAAAAAAAGAAAAACUAAGAGAGAGGAACUGUUAGCAAAACUUGACCGGCACGUUCACCGCGCUUGUUCUGUAAAGAGUCUGUUCAAGUAAACUAUAGCCCGCUGACCAACACACUCUGGAGGAACAAACAGUACAAUGUACAUAUUUUUUUACAAUCUUAUUCUUUUUUCACACUCUGCUUUACAGUGGGAUCAGUCUUUUGAUUUUUAGUAGUCAGGUAACCACUAAACCGUCACUGUUGGAGCCUCUGCUCUCUGUGAGAAAAGUGAAUAUGGUUAUGGUUGAAGGGAAAGGUUGUCUCGUCACACUAACCAGCUGAAAACAUCUAUCCAUUGCCUUAAAUCAAAUGUUCCCUUAUUUUAUUCCUAAUUUCUAGUCCUUUCACUGUCAAUCUGUCCGGAACCAGGUCCUUAUCUUGACAACAUCAUGUAUAUAUUUUCAUUCUGCUAUCGUACCUUUAUCUCAAUACACCAGCACUAUUCAUCUCAAGGUUGUCUUUACCAUUUGGGAAAGUAAAAUGGUUUACCGAUUGAAGUAUCCAUGUUUUGAUUAGCUGUAUACCUGUGUGUGUGUGUGUGUGUGUGUGUGUGUGUGUGUGUGUGUGUGUGUGUGUGUGUGUGUGUUUCGUUUUCUGAUUGUAACUAUUUGUAUCAUUAUAGUUCUUGUUUUAGGAGACAUUGCAAAGCUACAUUGAUAUUUGAUUAUUAUUUUUACAUUAAAGCUCUUAAGCCCUAAUAAAAAAACAGGAUUUUUUAAUCACAGUGUUAGAAUAUUGCCAUUGCCAUGAUUGCCAUUUUGUCUGUCAUUCAAAGUUUGAAAAUGUUUUGUUGGUAUGUUCAUGUUUGUUUUUGUGAACACCCUUCAUAUAUCUUUUCCUUGUGUCUUGUUGCUUUUUAAAAUCUGCCUUUUACCAAACUGAACUGAAAAUUUGUCCUUAAUCUUGUUGAUAAUUUGCAUUGAGUAUUUGAUUAAGUGCCUUUCUGGAAGAGAUCUAAAAUGUAUAAAAUGUAAACCUAUGUCUUCUUGUAAAUAAAUUAUAUAUUUCACUGGC